This is a messenger RNA of Bipolaris maydis ATCC 48331, 9369 nucleotides long. NCBI's taxonomy places the organism in Eukaryota, Fungi, Ascomycota, Dothideomycetes, Pleosporales, Pleosporaceae. The record is from RefSeq and is a predicted model, not a curated record.
AUGGAGUUCCUAGCGGAUACCACAGCCUAUCUCUACCACCAUGUGGUUCUUCCACCAAAGUUACCACAACAAGAUGAUCAAAGCACUGGAAAUGACGUUGCCCUCCUUGAGGUGGUCGUCCAGGCUCUGAAAACUCUGAAGGACCACGUGAAGAUCGAACACGUCGGGCCUGUCAUCGCGGCCAUUGCCACUGUCGAAAACCUCCGUAGUAGCCGCGAUGAGCAUGGACUCACCAAUGAGCUACAACUGGAAUGUCUUCUUUCCAAAAUCACGAAACACGAUACUGCUGGAGCAGUUCCCAUUGAGAUUCGGGAACAGAACGCUGGAAUACUCGCCAGCCGCUCUGGGGAUAACAUUGAAUUCGAAUUCUUCGAACUCUCACCGACUAACGAAGCGGCUAUGAAAUCUGGACGACUUAUACGAAGCUUUCCGGGAUAUGCGGCAAGCAUCCCUGUAACCAAAAUCGCCGGCAAUGUAGAACUGCUUCAGUCGAUCUCCAGUACCUUGGCCAAGAUGACGACUCAGAAGGUUCCAAGCUUCCAGCCAAAAAUCACCAAGAACCGGAAGGUCAUGAGCGAAGAACGCGACACUACCGAUCCUGGUAUAGUCACGAACUUAUACAUGCACACUAUCGCAGCUUUAGGUGAGCCAAUAGACGUCAAGCACAUCUGGAAACAUACCCGUGAAGAGGUACUCUGGAAUGACUGCCUUUCACCAUGGCGACGUUCUCCGCUGUGGCUUUUGUUGCGCGUAUCGCUACAGCUUCUUUUCAUUCGCGAAGCACCAGGUACACUGCAUGAGGACGUGUUGUACAAGGCGUUCAUGAUCUCCAUGUUAGCAAAACUGCUUGAACUGGCUCAGCGUAACUGGAAAAGCUUGGGAAGCGAACCAAUCCAUGCCGUCUCUGCGAAGCUGAUGCGUCGACUGCGCAAAUUCAAGGCUCUCAAACAUUCUGAGUACCUCGGGACGUCCUGGGUCAACCACAUCGAAACGGGCAUUCUCAAUGCUCACCGCUUCAUCAAUCAACAUUGGCUUGGCUUGGUCAAGAAUACGGAAGGUAACAUAGAUACAAGCGUCAUUGCCAGUCUACAACCCGAGGCCGACCUUGACAUGAACCUUUCGGGACUGGACGCCUUCCUGUCUCAGAUAACUUCCCGAAAACAAGAGCACAUCCCGUCAACAUACGUCCCCACAUCGCUGUAUCCAACGUUUUGCCCGUCUACACUGCCAAAUAACCUGGGUGGUCCUGAGGACGACAAGUACUUUCGUCUGGCGGCUCUGGAGCAUUGGGUCGAGCAUAACUUGUCGGAUUGGACUCAUCACCACCUCUAUGAUUCGAACGCCUGUGAGCAACUUCGUACGCUGAUGAAAACCUACUAUGAUUUCGCCAAUACUGCGUAUGAUGAAUCGCCGAUCGCCAUGUCAGUCAUGUACCUGACUCUUGCCGAGAUUUGGAUAUCAUGCGAUAGAUGUGCAUGCGCUAUUUAUCCCAUGUUGACCGAUUACGAUCCAGAGAUCAAUCUGAAGGAGUUCCAAUCUCUCGUACUUCCACUGAAGAGCCAACUGAAUCGACUCAACUCUAUUGAGGGCUAUGUUGAUUUACGACGCCACAAAGCAAUCCAGGGAAGACCUUCGAUAUACCGGGAGUUCGGUAAGCCUUCUUCAUUCGCAGUUCGAUAUUUCGACCAAUGCAAAUCGCUCCAGUCUACGUUGGAAAAGAUUGAGCAUGAUGCUGCAGUCUUGCGGAAGAAGAAGUGCGAGGAAUUAGAGAGUCUCAAAGUUCUUUAUCGCCAGUACAUGGACACUUACCGCAAUACCUGUUGCGAUUAUCGUACGGUAGUCACAAAUCGUUACCAUGGAUAUACUAGGGAGGUGCAUCAUCCCUACUGUUGUCGGUGUGCGGCCAAGAAGAGCGCGGAUGAUCUUAGCAUCUCAAUCUAUGAGUGGCCGCUGUCCUCGUCAAAACGUAUAGCGAAAGCAACGGUAUUCGAACUGAAAAUACCUGAAGCUUUUAGCAAUUGGCGAGAUGCCUCAGCGUAUUUCAUUACAACCGUAAUGGGUUGCCAAGAGAAGACUCCAGUGAAACCAAGAUUCCAGUUUACGCUCCAGAAUCAUCACGGUCUAUCUGAUGCACUGUCUCCACACUAUUCAAAGAGGAUUAUCGUUCCACUAUCCGAAGUCAAAAGCCACACAGUUACCCACCGAAAUAACAUGAAAGCUGUCCAGAACUUGAAGGAAAAUGACAUUUGUUUGGAGAACGCACUGCAAUAUCGUUACUACGAUACUACCAGCAAUCAGUUCAACACAACGACGCCAGAUUGUACGGAAGAGAUCCCAAAUAGAUGCAUGUACAAAAUGCCGCAACGAUCAAAGGCACUGGAACGAUUCAUGUACCGUCUGCCCUGUUUACCCAAUGGUCUUCCUGCCAAUGAAGUUAUUGCCAGUUUAUCGGACUGCCCAGCUCACCUCUCUAUUGACGAGUACAAGGCUUUGUGCGCAUUGUCUCUCGGAAACCACAUCUUGCAUUCCAACAUUCUUACCCAGCUGGCGGUACCAACAAUAGACUUUUCAAAGGUCGAGACACAAUGUAUGGUCUUUCAGGCAGUACAGCAAGCUGGACUUCCAGCGCAAUGUGUUGAGCGUACAACUCAUCACAUCCUCAAGGAAGCCUCUUUUGGUCGUGCAUUGCUGGAACAGCUUGAGACCGCGCUCGGGCGCAUUGAGGAAAAUUGGGAAUCAUGGCGGGCUUCUGCCAUAUUCUCUAUAGUCGCUCGUAGAGUUCUUAAUUUGACUACCGCCCAAGAAGUCCGUUCACGAGGAUUUGAUUAUCUUAUCCGACUGCGAUCUGUCUGCCUCAAAUGGUUUCUUAAGUUGAAGCAGAGAGCGGCCGCAUCCACAGAUGAUGACCAGCGCACAGAACUCUAUUCAAGGGCGGCAGAGAUUGCUCUUGUAUGUACAAGUACAUAUGAUGUCGAGGAAGAUGACUUUGGGUCGAUCCUAGAACAUGAGUCGGCAAUUUCAAUUCUCAUGCAAGCAUCGAUAAUCAUCCAGGAGAAUAUCAACUUCAUCCAGUCCGAGAACGAAAUUCUUUUGAGGAGCACAACUCUAUCGUGGAGGUGGAUGAUGUAUCGGAUUCUCCCCAAGCUACGUGAUCGAAUCCUCUCAAACGGUCAAAGUCUUUCAGACGCCGUCACUGUAAACUGGGCAGCUUUUGAUCCGACUUCAGAGAACCCUUGGACUUCACUCGGUGGUUGCAAAACACACUGGCUCCAUACCACCUCAGGAUUGCUGUCGGUGCAUAUCAACUUACUUACCGGUGAGCUUCUUGUAAAUGGUUUGCCAUUGUCUCGACUUCCUCCCGAAUACAUGUCCCAUCACAUGUACAAACCUUUGUUCCAAAAGUCAGCAUUGGAAGUCGUACCAACCAGCGAACCAGGAAUGCGUUUCUCGGCAAAGGCUCUAUACCACGAGUACAAGCUUCACUUUGGAAUGAAAGACAAUGAUAUGCUGAUAGUCACCUACGGGGAUAGCACGAAGCUCGAUCUGGUUCCAUCACGCGUAUUGCAAAAGCAGCUUCCCGAUGCAUUCUUGACGAGCUAUAUCCACUGGUAUGAUCACAAACGCAAGGAAGUAAUCUUUCGGCGUCGAGAUAGCCCGUGGGAGUCAGCACCUGAAGAGUGGCGUUUGGCCCGCAAUGUUCAUAACAGUGCUUGGCGACUGAUAAAAGGUUCUGAGAUCUUGAUCAGCCUGGGGAGUCAGUCUGAGAAGAUACUUUCUAAGACACUCCGGUCAUUGGAAGAAGGGAGGCAUAUACAUGCCAAGCUUGAUACCACAACUCAAAUGAUCAACAUUGAGCUUCCUCGACUUCAGCUCGGGUUUUACAUCAAACAAGGAGCAAGUCCAAUAUAUUCUUGCCAGUAUCGCGACAUGAGCAUUGAUGGAGACCAGAGCAUUGGAACUCUUGUGGGCUUGGUCAGUAAGCUUGUACUCAAACAUGAACAUACGGCAGAACGGUUGGUCCUCAUACCAGCGCCCAACACCUUCGAUGCAUCGAGUAUCAUUUAUUCCAGUGACUAUCGUUCUGGCCAUCAUCCCAUUGUGUCAAUCUGCAAAGGAAAUGUUCACAAGGUGUACGCAUACACUAUAGAUACCGACCUUGGUAGACUGUUGGACACUUCAGAGAUACAGAGUCGACUUUUCUUAGGCUACCUGCAUGGCAUCACCUCCGGAUGUCUUCCAGAUCCAUUGACCCACCGCACUGGUACAGAAAGUAGCGUUGAAAUCCUUGGGUCAGCGGCAGUAUGCUCAUUCGAUGUUCUCACACCAGCAAACCUAGAGCUUCUAUGCCAUAUAGCUGGGCUUUCCGCAAAGAGGCAGUGGUAUCCUGAAAACCUAAAGGUAAUGCAACAAGUUGAGUGGGAUGAGCGUCUUCCAUCAUUGUCGCAACACGUUUUUUUUCGAAUGAUGGUAUCCAAUUUGCUGAACCAGGCCGCCAAGAUGCGAUUAUUUCAUCCAGACAAUGCGGUUUUUUCCUUGAUUGAAAAUGCUCAACAGAAACUGGCAUUGAUAUCGGACCGCCAUUUGGAUCAACGCGAUAUGCUACGGUCAAGUACCUUCCGCGUUGCAGGAUUUGGUGCUGGGGAAUUCAACAAAACCCAUGACGUUCGGUACCAGGCUAGAGACAUAGUACAAAACGAGAGGGGCCGUCAUGCCUUCAUCGCUGGCAUUCUAGCGCUUCGGGAUGAAGCUGCUUUACACAGCAGCAUCUUGGAUCUCAAGGGAAAUCUCGUUCGCAAGCAUUUUCAAGGAGCUACCGUUGAAGGCGUUGACGAUUCCUUCGAUCCUGGGAGUCUUGGAUAUGACUCUGAAUGGCUUGAAGCUCCUUCAAAACACUUGAUUGCAAGUUGGUGCACGCUGCAUCGAACCCUACCCAGAGUCGGCAACCGCUACAAUUUAGCGACAUGGCUUUGCACCAUGGCAUUUGCCAAGGAAGCUGAUAUGACUACAAUCCAAGCUCUGGUAGCAUUCUCAAGGCUACCGGAUAUGGCAGCCGUACAGCCGCCUGCUGCUUCCCGGUUCGAUCUGACACGAGGAGACAGAUACGAAGUCACAGAGAUACGCUCGAUUCUUGUUCAAAAUUCCAGAUCCUUCGAUACAUCUGCGGAAGCUACGUCACCCAGAAUGAAUAACGAGACUUCUGAAGAACACGAAAAGCGAAUCGAGGCACUGUUUAAUUCUCGGCAGAACGAAGCAAUCGAGAGCGUUGCAAAAGACUUACAAACCCAAGCAUCUGUUCGAGCACCUAUUAUAGAGUCAAAGCUUGAGUACACGAGGUAUCUUGAUCUUGCCGAAGCAAUGGUGAGAAUUCAAGAUUGUUUUAAAAGCUGGUACGACAAUCGCCAGUUCCUAAACUAUCUGGGGCAGUCAACAAAAGUACUGGCGCGUCAGAAUGUCUUGAGCGUACCUCAAUCACACUACUGCCGCUCUCUACCUCAAAGGAAGGCUGGCCUCGACCCUGGCAACCGCUUUUUCAGCAUAGGGAGUAUUUUUGCUGGUUCAAUACCUCUCAUACGCCAACAAGUUUCAGAUCUGAACUUUCCUACACCACCAUCUGAGCCACAAAUCACGAUUGCGAAAACACAUGGGCCUACAAUGCAUUCCCAGACAAUGGAGAGGCUUGAAGAUCUUUGCAAGCACCUUACUACAUAUUCCAAAUCGAAAUGUGAGCAAGAAUACGUUGAAGAUCUAUGUAUGAGCUGCGAAUCCUUCCAAAAACAUCUCAACACCAAUCACACAAACCAAGAUCUGAUUGUCAAUGCCGCCACUAUUCUGGAAGAGUACUUGGGCGAAUGUCUCAGAUAUCUCAAGAAGAUUUCCUCCUUAUUUGAAGGUCUGUUUAGUAGCGAGAUUGAGUUCCAGACCAAGCAUGCGCCACGAGUUUCGCCUACCUUCUGGCUCAGUCAGCUGCAUCGAGAUCGCUUCGAACUUUUACCGGAAGCCUGGAAAGAGAUCAUCAUAGAAUAUGCUUUGGCUAUAACCAAUUUGCAGAGGGCUCAAAGAUUGGUUCGUCUCUCCAGCAAGCCGGUAGAGCUCAUGGAAGAGUUACAACACAUUGGGCACUCCAACUGGGAUGUGCGCCAGUUCCCUGAGACGCUUCUCCUCGAGGCCGAAAGCGGCAUCCUAGUUCGUAAGGAGCAAGAGUACAUCGCAAGCCAGAUGCGUUCACCCGAGAAUGGGCAAAACGUGGUACUGCAGCUGUUGAUGGGAGGUGGCAAGUCAACCACUAUUGUUCCAAUUCUGAGCGCUCAUCAUGGCGACAAAAAGAAGCUAGUGAGGGUGAUAGUUGCGAAGCCUCAGAGCAAGCAAAUGCUACAAAUGCUUGUAGCAAAGCUUGGAGGAAUGUUGGGCAGAAGGGUCUACCAGAUGCCCUUCUCACGUAACCUUCGACUUAGCGCCAAUGAUGCUCGGACCAUUCGACAGAUCUACGACGAGUGCAUCGCCAACCGUGGCGUGCUUCUGAUUCAACCUGAACAUAUUCUAUCUUUCAAACUCAUGGCUGUGGAAUGUGUCCUCCUUGACCAGCAAGAAACGGCCAGGUCGCUAUUGGCGACCCAAGAGUUCUUCGACAAAGUCUCGGUCGACUGCGUUGACGAGAGUGACGAAAACUUCUCUGUGAAAUUUGAAUUGAUAUACACCAUGGGAGAGCAACAACCAAUUGAGUUUGCUCCCACACGAUGGUUUAUCAUCCAGGAUGUCCUAAUACCCCUGGCAUCUGUAGCUGCCCGAGUCAAGAAAGAGCUGCCUGAUGCAGUCGACAUCCAAGACGAUAGCAACAACAAGUUCCCAAGAAUCAGAUUUUUGCGUUCUGACUCUGCUGAUCGGGCCUUGCACCUGCUGGCAGUGCAUGUUGUUCAACAAGGCAUUGGUAUUCCUUCAAGGUCACAACCGCCAACCAUGCAAGACGCAAUCAUCCGCUACAUUACUCAGAUGGACUUAAAUAUUGAUGAAGUGGAUGCAGUUGAGAAGAGCAAAUUUUGGACGGAAACUACAAAGUCUCCUCUCCUCUUGCUACGCGGCUUGUUCGCUAAUGGUGUUCUUCGAUUCAUAUUCACAACGAAGCGGUACCGGGUCAAUUAUGGACUAGAUCAUUCACGUACGCCCAAUACUUCACUCGCAGUACCAUAUAGGAGCAAAGACUCGCCUUCACCAAGGUCUGAGUUCUCGCAUCCUGAUGUCGUCAUCAUUCUCACACUCUUGUCAUACUACUAUCAGGGGUUGGCCGACAAUGAACUCUUCGACACAAUCAUCCAUAUCUUGAGGUCUGAUCAAUCAGCCACAUAUUAUAAUGAGUUUGUUCGAACCGCAUCUCCAACCCUGCCAAAGGCAUUUCAACAACUUUCCGGGAUUAGUAUUCGAGAUCGACAUCAGUGCAUGACAGAAGUGUUUCCUAGCUUGAGACAUUCAAAGAACGCAAUCGAUUACUACCUUGCACGUUUGGUCUUUCCAAAGGAGCUCAAACAAUUCCCUCAGAAGCUUAGUGCGUCAGGCUGGGACCUCGCGAUCAAGAAGCCGCACCCAACAGCAGGAUUUUCUGGUACAAACGAUACCAAACAUUUACUCCCACUCAACAUCAAGCAUCUUGACUUGCCAAGCCAACAUCAUACCAAUGCACAGGUGUUGUCAUAUCUGUUAAUGGACGAGACGUCGGUAGAAAUUCUGCCUAUGCGCAAAAUUGGUAGCACCAUCAGUGAUGGUGAGCAUCUGCUGAAAUUCAUCGAAUGCUUGAACUCAGAUGUCAGGGUUUUGUUGGAUUGUGGAGCCUCGAUCCUUGAACAGAAUAAUCGACAGGUUGCUGAGACAUGGCUGAAGAUGCGCAGCAGCGAGGUCCAGGCGGUAGUCUACUUCGAGAAUGAAGAGUUGGCAGUGCUCGAUCGCAGCUCUCGCGUUGAUUCAUUCCAAACAUCGCCUUACGCCAAAAUGCUGGAUUCAUGCGUAGUCUACCUAGACGAGGCGCAUACACGUGGAACAGACUUGAAGCUCCCACGUCAUUACCGCGCUGCACUUACAUUGGGUAGCCAAUUGAGCAAGGACCGUCUUACACAAGCUGCAAUGCGGAUGAGGAAAUUGGGCCAUGGACAAGCCAUUACAUUUGUUGUGCCCGCGGAGAUCAAAACCAAGAUCUAUGAGCGGACUGGAAAACCUUCAGAUAUCCAAAUUGAUGUUCGCGACGUACUGUCAUGGGCAAUCGGAGAGACAUGGUCUGACUUGAAGAGGAGUCUCCCCUUGUGGGCAGUACAAGGCGAACGGUUUGAACGACACAAGAAUCUCAUAAAUGGCGCCAACACCACGAAGGAUGAUACGGCAGCUUUUCUGGAGAAUGAAGCCGUUGAUCUGGAAACGCGGUACAAGCCUCGCACUCAGGACACAGAUCGUUUCACUCAGCUCAGCGAUUGGGACAUGUCUAAUCCCAACAUCGAUAAGAUCAUAUCACGGUGCCGCGAUUUUGAGGCCAUGAACUUAGGAUCUGCUACAUUGAGUGAAGAGCAGGAGAGGGAGCUUGCUCCCGAAAUUGAGGAAGAGCGUCAAAUCGAACGUCCUCCACGCUUGGAUGCUCGAGAGCAUCAAGUCCAUGAACAUCUCAGGCAGCUAGUUACUACCGGCGAAGUUGUUACAGACUUGGAAGCAUGGAAGCCAGCAUUUCAAGCACUUAGAACGACUAGUGCGAGUCGGCUCGCCAAUCUGAAAGAGUUCCCAAGCGAUUUGUUGGUAACGCUAGACUUCAUGUACACAGUUCGCGUACCUCCAGGCUCGACCCGCGACGCUUUUAUCGCGGACUCGUAUCAACGACCAGUGCAAUUUGUACUUUCUGUACCGGACCCGCGUUGCCCAAGGAAUGUCAGCAAUCUCAUCAUCAUCAGCCCCUACGAGGCGAAUCAAUUAUUGCCAUUGAUCCGCGAGCACAAGAAAGUCACGCUCCAUUUGUUUGCCGCCCGCGCCAACGCCAGUUACGCACCCCUUGACCAGCUUACCCUGUACAAUAUUGGGCAUGCUUUCAACCCACGCUCUCUCUCACGCAGCCUGACUAUGCAACUCAACCUAUUUGCCGGCAGUCUGUACCUCCGCUCUCUAGAUGAGUACAACGAGCUCUGCGGUUUCCUGGGUCUCCUGCAAGGCAGGGCCGAAGAAGGCCAGCAGGUGUAUGCCGAUGGCUUCAUUGAUCCUCCGGCUGGAAAGUGGCGUCUCACAAGGUCGCCUGUUCCCUUUUUGCGCCUCUUGCUCAUGAAGAUCCGCCGUGAGGGCGAGGGUGUCGAGAAGACGCAUAUGGGUAAGAUAUUGAGCGGUGUUGCGUUGGAGGAAGUCGAUUUUUGA